CUUUUAACAGCUUCUUGCUGCCGCCCUUUAUUAAUAACGGAAGUAUUAGUAACGAGUGUGCUGCACGGAUGCCGUCCAGUGCAGGGUGAUGCUGCAGUGUCCGGGUGAGGGGCCAGGACUGUAGCAUACAGAAGCCCCCAGGGGAACCACAAGCUGCUGUGUUUCUAUCCCCUUUAACCAUGAGCCUUGGAGGCCUUUUCGGCAGGUUUAUUUGUUUGCUGUGAGGAAAGUCCCCUGUGCUGAUGGGAAAUUGUAUCCAGCGGAGCCUGAGAGAGGCAGCAGCUUUCCUUACAAGGAGUUUGGCUGGGACUCAGCUGGCGAAAGUUGCAGGGAGCCUGAGCUCUCUUCCUCCCUGCCUCAUUCAUUCACGCGCGGGGCUGAGGUCCGGAGCCAGCAGCCGUGGGGACGGCGCAGACGCUGAGUUCCCAAUGAUUCACUCGGCUCAUCGGUGCCUGGUGGCUGGCUUCUUCCUCUGGAUUCGGUGUGUGGGUGCAGCCCUGGCCUUGCCUUGAGGAGGCGUGUGCGUGCGUGUGAGUGUGAGCGUGUGUGUAGGGGGCAAACCAUGGAUCUGUGGAUAUAAACAACAAAGCCUGCCCAGCAAACUCAUCCUCUCUGUGUCCCUCAUGAAAAUCCAGCUCUGAUUUCAAGGGUGAUCAGUCUCCCUGUGAUGCUCCCAUGCUUUCUCCUCGCUCUCUUUGAAAGGCAAGAGAAUGUCCUCGAUGUUUGGCAAGCCACGGGCCGCCCCCAGCACCACUGACCGUCACCUCCCCAGCCUGCUGCCUGAGUGCAAUGUGGCGAUCUUAGGAUGCAGAGGAUCUGGCAAAUCAGCACUGACUGUGAAGUUUCUAACCAAGAGGUUUAUAAGUGAAUAUGAUCCCAAUUUGGAGGACACCUACACAUCAGAAGAAACUGUGGACCAGCAACCAGUGCUGAUGAAAGUGAUGGACACAGCUGACCAGGAUGUACCAGUGAAUUGCGAACGCUAUCUCAACUGGGCCAAUGCAUUCAUGGUUGUCUACAGCAUUGACAACAAAAGGAGCUUUGAAGGUUGCCGUCAGUACCUGGAUAUCAUUUCCCUCCAUGCGAAAGGCAUUCAGCACGAUUAUCCCAUCCUCCUGCUGGGAAAUAAGCUGGAUUUGGAGCAAUACAGACAGGUCACCAAAGCCGAAGGGGUGUCUCUAGCUGCCAAGCAUGGGUGCUCAUUUUACGAGGUCUCUGCCUGCCUGGAGUUUGAGGCUGUACAGCAUGUGUUCCAUGAAGCUGCGCGGGAAGUGAGGAGGGAGAUGGAGAGGAACCUGCCAGUCCGACCGCUGUUCAUCACAGAGGAGAGGCCCUUCCUACACCUUGCUGCCCCGACUGCCGUGGCCUCCAAGCAUGGCCUGGCCAGCUGCACGCUCAACACUCUCUCCACGGUCAACUACAAAGAGAUUCCCUCCGUGGCACAAGCCAAGCUGGUCACGGUGAAAUCGUCACGGGCUCAAAGCAAGAGGAAAGCUCCCACGUUGACCUUACUGAAGGGCUUUAAAAUAUUUUAAGCCUUGGCCCCUCCAAGGGAUGGGCAAGAAGCAGCCACUGGAUUUCAUGACAUCCCGAGGAACCUCCUCCAACUUCUGCAGUGGCAUAUUUGACAAUCUCCAUGGCAGCAGUGGCUUACAGACUAUCUUCCAUGAUUUACUGACAAUGCAUUUGGCCUUAGAUCUACAGCCAAGCACUUUGGUAGGAAUGCAGCGAACAGGCCUGGGAUUGAGUGCAGAAGAGUCUGAAACUUUGUCAUAACAUCCUUCUAAAUCACUGACUAUUUGUCCAGUCCCUAUAGCUCAGUAUUGACAUGAUAUUUGCACAUUAGUCCUAGCGUUUGCACUGGGUGUUGGUAGAGCUAUUUGUUAUAGCAGAAGCAGGACAGAGAGAGGGAGAGAUGAAGCCUAUGUUAUAUUCGGCACGUCAGCAGGAUGAGAAGCCGAAUGCCCUCGCCCUGUGCGUAGGGUAAAUAAACUUUACAUUGUUCUCCCAAGAGGCCAGAUCCUCUGCUUGUACGUGUGUAUCACCACUUCUUGAAACAUCAGCUCCCUUAAAUACACACUAGCUGAUUAGACAAGCAGUGCGGCCCAUGUAAUAAGUGGGUCCAGAGUAUCUAAAUGCAGUGAUCAUGUAGAGGGCACAAAUGUAUUGCCCAGUUUGAUACCCUGUAGUGGGAAUAUUUGGAUGGAAUAUACGACUUCAUCAGAGCCAGGAUGGUUUGUGGAGACAUACUGGUUUUCACAAAACUUUCGCCCGGAAGUUUUUAGAGAGAGAGAGAAAGCAGCUGAGUGGCUGAGGCAUUCAGCUGGCAUGUGGGAGAGUUUUUAGAGAGAGAGAGAAAGCAGCUGAGUGGCUAAGGCAUUCAGCUGGCAUGUGGGAGAGCAGGUUAGUUGUCAGUGCACUGUCCUGGGAUGAGGGAGGCCUGGGUUAAAGUCCUGCUUCUGGCUGAUUCAUAGCGGAGUUUUCAUCUGAGAUCACUUUGACUCUGGCAGACCAGGGACAUGAACCCAGGUCUCCCACAUCCCAGGAACCUUGCUCUCUCUUUGCAACUUUGAAAGUUACCACAACAUGGAAUGGCUGUACUCCGGACAAGCUGUAGUAUUUGGCUCAUGUUGUCAGUGCUGAAGAUCUGCAGUGUGAAGGCAUAAUGUCUGAUGAAUCUGGAUAGAAGGUGGUCAGAGAUACAUGUUGGAGAUAAGGUUGUUUGGGGUAUCUUGACUGAAUUUCCAUACUUUCCAACAUUAGGGUUUUGGGGUUUUUUAGGGUUUUUUAAAGGGUUUCUGUAACUGAAAAUUUCCUAGCUUUCCAGCGUUUUUUAAAAUGUCAGUGUUCUUCUAAGGUUCUGUCCCCUAAAAUUACUGAUAUGUAUUUACAGCCCUAACUGGAUUGGUCUGCAAAUCCAGAGUUUGUAUCCUGUGUGACUCCCAUUGAAAUCAGUGGAAACACUCCCUUCACUUCCAUGGGAGCAGGAACAGGUCCAUUGUUUAGAGAUCUACAAAUCCCAUUUCAGGUAACUUGCUACAGCGCGUGUGCAGAUGAAAGUCCUUAUUGCCAGUAUUGUGUUCAGCAAAAGCUAGCAAAAUGUUGACAGUGUGCUCCAAGGCCAAUAAAUAUCAUUUAAUGACCACAGAGCCCCCCCUAGUGGAAUGUUAGCACGCUGCAACUGGUAUGCCUUUCUCAUGAAAGGACAACCGCAACUAGAAUCCAGAAAUGUACACAGGGUGGAGUCUAGUCUAUACAGAAAAAGGAAAGCAGUACUUAUUACCCAUCCAGUGACACAGUGAUUUAAAUAAUUCAAACAAAGCUGAUGGCAUGCAUAUCAAAUCAAAUCAGCAGUGUUUGCAUUUUGCUGUUUAAGCAAUAAGCAAGGAGAGGUUUUCAAAUGAAAUGGAAAAAUAUAAAUAUAUUGCAAAUAUAUAAUGCAAAUAUAAUUGCAGCAGAAUAAACACUUCCAGGUAUCUAAAAACAAAAGCCUGCACACUGAAAUAACUUGUACCAAAAAUAUAUUGAGUAAGGUUUUUUUUUUACAAUGCAAUGUUCCUUUUCAAAGACUUAGCCAAUGGAAUACUCCUUUACUGGGUGGAUUUAAACAAAAUCGUUUGUGUAUAAGAUUGAUAUAUUUUCCAUUUGUCUUAAAUUAUUUGUGGGUGUCUCCAGUCCAUGCUCUCUGUGGAGAAUGCUCAGUAACACUCAACCAAGAGCAAAAUUCACAAUGAACAGGCCCUUUUCCUUAAGAAAGGUUAUGUACUUUAUUUUCCUUGUUGUCCAUGGUUUGGGGACAGUAACUGCUCUGCUUCUGUAUGGAAUUGCACUUCUCUGCAGAGUAAAGUCAUGUAUCUAUAAUUACACAAUUUCAAUCAACUACUUUGGAAAAUAUUUUAAUAAAGGCAACUUUUGACGAGGCGUCAGCCCAUCUGCUUAGCUUCA
Caretta caretta (loggerhead turtle) is the source of this 3945-nucleotide messenger RNA. RefSeq names its product RAS like family 12 (gene RASL12). NCBI's taxonomy places the organism in Eukaryota, Metazoa, Chordata, Testudines, Cheloniidae. Gene Ontology annotation, molecular function: GTP binding; GTPase activity. The record is from RefSeq and is a predicted model, not a curated record.